CUCUAUCUCUCUCUUCCGGUUUCAGUUUCGUCCCCGCCUCGGGGUGAUAGUGUAUCGUCUCGGCCAAUUCUGCCUCUUGCAGCUUUCUCUCUCUCUCUCUCUCUCGCUCUCUCUCCUGGGUUUAUGGAGGGUUUCUUCUGAUCAAUCCAAGGCCUAAUCUUCUUCCUCCUUUGAGCUUGUGGGUUCAGAUUGGAGAAUGCAGAGAUCAUCUUUUCGGUCACUGGUUCGGCCUCUCUUGGCCAGCCGAGGGUUCUCUACGAGCUCCGACAAGAUCGUCGCUUCCGUGGUUUUUGAGCGAUUGCCCAUUGUUCUUCCCAAAAUCGACCCUGUUGUGUAUGCUUUUCAAGAGUUUUCAUUCAGGUGGGGACAGCAAUAUCGCCGUAGAUACCCAGAUGAGUUUCUGGACUUGGCUAAGUCUAGGGCAAAAGGUGAAUAUCACAUUGAUUAUGUGCCUGCUCCCCGGAUAACAGAGGCCGAUAAGUCAAAUGACAAGAAGUCAUUACAGAGAGCUCUUGACCGGAGACUCUAUCUUCUUGUCUAUGGUAAGGCAUUCGGGGCUCCUGAUGACAAACCCAUCUGGCAUUUCCCUGAAAAAGUAUACGAGUCUGAGGAUACCCUUCGAAAGUGUGCAGAAUCUGCUUUGAAGUCUGUCAUAGGAGACCUCUCGCAUACAUACUUUGUCGGCAAUGCUCCAAUGGGUCACAUGGAUAUACAGCCUUCAGAAAACAUCCCUGAGUUGUCGCCUUACAAGAGGUUUUUCUUCAAAUCCCAAGUAGUUGCAGCAAACAAGUACGACAUAGAUAAGUGUGAGGAUUUCAUGUGGGUGACCAAGGAUGAACUUUUGGAAUGCUUCCCCGACCGAGCCGAAUUCUUAAACAAGAUGAUCAUCAGCUGAGUUCAGCGUUGACACUCAUUAUUAAAGCCCUCUCGGUCGUAUCCAUGUAUCACUUUCUUUUCAUUUCGUAUAAAUUAUCGACUUUUUUCCUUCGGACAAGGUUAGAGACUAGGAGGGGUGAGAAUAAUGGCAUUGUUUCAACCAUUUCCGUAUCAUAUUUCUAUGUC
This is a messenger RNA of Tarenaya hassleriana, 1062 nucleotides long. RefSeq names its product 54S ribosomal protein L17, mitochondrial. The coding region runs from base 197 to 895 and encodes 232 amino acids. Gene Ontology annotation, cellular component: mitochondrial large ribosomal subunit. Lineage: Eukaryota; Viridiplantae; Streptophyta; Magnoliopsida; Brassicales; Cleomaceae. The transcript has 6 exons. Gene Ontology annotation, molecular function: structural constituent of ribosome. The record is from RefSeq and is a predicted model, not a curated record.